Molecule: messenger RNA, 717 nt
Organism: Penicillium taxi
Lineage: Eukaryota; Fungi; Ascomycota; Eurotiomycetes; Eurotiales; Aspergillaceae
Gene: med7
Product: mediator complex subunit MED7
Exons: 2
Coding region: 1-717 (238 amino acids)
Biological process (GO): regulation of transcription by RNA polymerase II
Cellular component (GO): mediator complex; core mediator complex
Molecular function (GO): transcription coregulator activity
Source: RefSeq, a predicted model, not a curated record
AUGGCCGAUGCUAGUCAACAACGCGCGGUGACUGUCGCCUUUGCACCACCGCCACCAUUGUGGAAGCAUUUUACUCGUGACAACCUAGACAAGCUUGAACAAAUCAAGACAGAAUCCAAGAACCAGGAUGGAACCGGCCAUGACCGAAAUUUGUCACCACUGGAGCUACGGGCUCUCAAUUUGCCCCCAGAGCUACGGUUCCUAGUACCACCAGAGAUUCCUGAUGGGCAGUACUCGGUCUUUGGCGAGCUGCAAACUUUAUCAACUACACUACCAUCCUUACAAGAGCAAGGGAUUGAGCAGCUAUACCCCGAACCUACUUCGGAAACUGAUCGCGACCCUUCACAACCAUCUCAGCCACUUAACCACGCCUAUUACCUACUGAAGAUUAGCAAAUCCCUUCUUCUCAACUUUUUGGAAUUUGUUGGAAUCCUCUCCGUCGCCCCAGAACAGUUUCAAGCGAAGGUGGAUGACCUGCGCAACCUUUUCAUUAACGCACACCACCUUCUCAAUCUCUAUCGACCGCACCAGGCUCGUGAAUCGCUUAUUAUGAUGAUGGAGGAGCAACUAGAGCGCGGCAAAGAGGAAAUAAAACAAAUGGAUAAGGUCAAGGCAGACAUCGAAGGCUACUUGGAACAACUUAAAAUCGAAGGCAGCCAGAUGAGCUCAUCAGAAGGAUCAGAUAAAAAUCAAUAUUCUAGGUCGAAAGGUACCUGA